Molecule: messenger RNA, 1850 nt
Organism: Trichoderma citrinoviride
Lineage: Eukaryota; Fungi; Ascomycota; Sordariomycetes; Hypocreales; Hypocreaceae
Exons: 7
Coding region: 61-1743 (560 amino acids)
Source: RefSeq, a predicted model, not a curated record
UUCAGAGGCAGCAGAGCGAGCUUCGGAACAACAAAGAGAGACACACACACAAACACAGCCAUGGCUAGCCGUGGAGAUCGCUGGGAGCGGGAUCGCCUCGGUGGCGACCGCGACAGGGUCCAGGAGCGAGGCCGCUUCGUCGAGGAGGACCGGGAACGGGACCGCGUCUUCAUGAGCGGCGGCCGGAGCCACCGCGACCACUCGGACGAGCGAUUCGACCGCAAGUACGGCCGCACAUCCUACGAGGACGACAUCGUCCGCGACCGCCGCUUCUACGAGGACGACCGCUUCGACCGCCUCGACCGCCGGUCCGAGAUCCGCGGCGACUCCUUCGACCGCCGCGUCGUCAUGGAAAAGGAGCGCGACCGCGAGUACAUGCGGGAUUCGUCGCCGCGCCGCCCGACGCUGCUGCGCCGCCAGUCGUCCCUCGACACGUACGACCGCCGCCCGCUGCCGCGCUUCCUCGACCAGCGCGAGGAGUUCCCGGUGCCGGUCCGCCGUGAGGACAUCCGCCGCGACGACAUCCUGCGCGACGACUACCACGCCCCCAAGUACACGCCCAUCCCGCUGCCCAAGACGCGGGGCCUGCCGCCGCCGGCCCGGCGCUACGACGAGCGCUUCUACGAGGACAUCCACGUCGAGCACGACCACAUGGACGAGCCCCUGCCGCGGUAUCCCGCCGAGCGCAUCGUCGAGCGCGAGAUCAUCCGCGAGAAGGAGAAGGAGAAGGACAAGGUCGUCAAGGAGAAGCGCAGCCGCAGCCGCGACUCCCGCUCGACCAAGAGGAGCCACCACCGCCGCGGCCGGUCCCGCGUGUCCAAGUCGUCGAGCCGGUCGUCGAGCAUCAGCAGCAGCAGCUCCAGCAGCUCCAGCAGCAGCGGCGGCACCACCGUCAAGAGCGCCAAGAGCAGCAAGAGCGAGUAUCCGAAGAAGGGCAAGACGCGGAUUCCCCUGCGACUGGUGUCGAAGCGGGCCUUGAUCGAUAUCGGGUAUCCCUUUGUGGAAGAGAAGAAGAAACUGACCAUCCGAAUGAUCAGCGAGCUGGAAAUCUCUGCUGCCCGUUCCUCAGCCGGCGACCUGUUCCGCGAGCGCCGCGAAGAGGACAUCAUUCGUGACCGGCGAGGAGAAGAGGACAUCAUCCGCGAGCGCCGAGAGGAGGUCAUCAUCCACCACGAGGCGCCCGCUCCGCCUCCGCCGCCGCAGCCGCAGACCAUCGUCGUCUCGGCCCCCGCUCCGCCUCCGCCCGUCAUCAUCGAGGCCGCGCCGCGCGACGCCGUCGAGCUCGUCGACAAGACCGUGUACCGCGACCGGUCGCGGUCCUCGAGCGACCGCAGCCGCAGCCGCAGCCGCCACCGCUCGCACUCGCGCCAUCACACGCAUCGCCACUACCGCCGCAGCCACUACCGCCACAGCCACUCGCGGCACAGCCAUUCGCGGCACAGCAGCCACGGCAGCGGCGUCGCCCUCGGCGGCAGCAGCAGCGACUACCAGCUCGUCGAGCGCCACCGGUCGCGAUCCCGCAGCGGCAAGGAGAUCCGCGCCGAGAUCCGCGCCCUGGAGAAGGAGCUGGCGGUGCGCCCGCGCGUCACCGGCGAGCGCGAGGUCAUCCGCACCGAGAGGCUGCCCAACGGCGAGCUGGUCGUCUACGAGGAGCAGGUCGAGCGGGUCGCGUCCCACAAGCCGGCGCGGAUCGAGAAGGACAAGAAAGGUAGGAUGUCCAUCAGCGUGCCGAAAUACCGAUAAGGUGCGCCGCUUUUUCCUAUGUCUUGAUUCUCUCGAGAGCUGGCAAAGCUGACUCGGAAGGUCCUGGCCCUGGACGUAUGCGCGCGAUGCUGGCCACGCUUACAUGA